AUGGCCAUGGACAAGCUCUACGACGUUGUCAUCGUUGGCGCAGGGCCUGUCGGGCUUUUCCUAGCAUGCGAACUAGGGCUGGCACGUCUUUCUGUACUUGUCCUUGAACGUGAUUUGACUCUCAGGUCGCCCUGGAAGGAUGCGCCGCUAGGCCGACGGGGUAUGAACACGUCGUCAGUCGAGUCCGUUUAUCGGCGCGGCCUGCUGGGCAAAUUCUUCGACAUAAACAAGAGGCCAUCUGUUCUCGCAAAAACCUCCGGGUUUCAGUUCGGUGGCCAUUUCGCCGGCAUAUCGUUCAAUGCCAACAAGCUCGAGUUGGAUCGUUGGAAAUACCGCCUUCCGGGGCCAGCCUUAACCCCCGGUCCCACUACGAUUCAGGAAGUUGAGAUGAUACUCACUGAGCGUGCUGAGAGCCUGGGAGUGACGAUUCUUAGGGGUCACGGUGUCAAGGGAAUACACACGCAGGAUGACAACAGUGUCACCGUGGACGCUGGAGAAAAUCAAUUAUUCCGCGGCAGGUGGCUGGUUGGGUGUGAUGGGGGACGAAGCACAAUUCGCAAAGCUGCAGGAUUUAGCACUGUAGGAACAGAGGCUAAAUUCACCGGCUAUGUGAUUCAGGGCGACUUCGACAAUUUCGACAAACUGAAACCGGGAUUCCACCCUACAAACAGCGGAAUGUAUAUCAUCGGGGGGCAGAGUAGUAUAUUUUUGUUCGAUUUCGACGGCGCUGCUUUUGACCGCACGCAGGAGAUUACACAGGAUCACCUUCAACAAGUUCUAGACCGCGUGACAGGCUUGGCAGACUUGAAGAUCCAGAAGGUACAUCUCGUGUCUUCGUUCACCGAUCGCUGUCAACAAGCUACAGCGUACCGCAAAGGUCGCAUUCUCCUUGCUGGUGACGCUGCACACAUCCACUCACCACUUGGGGCUCAGGGUAUGAACCUCGGACUGGGCGACGCCAUGAACUUGGGUUGGAAGCUGGCUGCGACAGUUCGACGAGAGUCCAGCCAGGACAGAACUCCAGCAGAUCUAGCGCUUCUCGACACGUACGAAAGCGAGCGUCACCCCAUUGGGGCCUGGGCGCUUGACUGGACGCGCGCGCAGGUCUCCAUCCUGCAGCCUGGACCAUUCGGUGCGGCCAUUCGAACAGUCGUUAGCGACCUCAUUGAUACUACUGACGGAACGAACAUGUUCAUGGACCGCUUCUGGGGGCUGUCGCAGCGGUACGAUCUCGACAACAACGAACACCCGCUCGUCGGAUGCAGUGCACCCGAUUUCGAACUAGAUGACAACUCGAGGCUGGGCCACAAGUUGGAGCAGGGCCGGGGGUUGCUUCUCGACUUCAGGGGCGACACAACGCUCAAAGAGCUGGUCGUUGGUGGAACAUACGGGGCCAGAGUCGCCUACUUGAACGUGGACGCAAAGGACAGGCGCGACAUCAGUGCCUUGUUGAUCCGGCCUGAUGGAUUUGUUGCAUGGGUGGUGGACGACAGCGAGAAGCCUGACCUGGAUGCUGCGAAGGCUGCCCUGGAGAAAUGGUUUGGAUGUUGA
This is a messenger RNA of Talaromyces atroroseus, 1551 nucleotides long. RefSeq lists its product as hypothetical. The record is from RefSeq and is a predicted model, not a curated record. The transcript has a single exon. NCBI's taxonomy places the organism in Eukaryota, Fungi, Ascomycota, Eurotiomycetes, Eurotiales, Trichocomaceae. Gene Ontology annotation, molecular function: FAD binding. The coding region runs from base 1 to 1551 and encodes 516 amino acids.